This is a messenger RNA of Alligator sinensis (Chinese alligator), 5822 nucleotides long. RefSeq names its product alcohol dehydrogenase, iron containing 1 (gene ADHFE1). The coding region runs from base 1 to 1497 and encodes 498 amino acids. NCBI's taxonomy places the organism in Eukaryota, Metazoa, Chordata, Crocodylia, Alligatoridae. Gene Ontology annotation, cellular component: mitochondrion. The transcript has 15 exons. Gene Ontology annotation, molecular function: alcohol dehydrogenase (NAD+) activity; metal ion binding. The record is from RefSeq and is a predicted model, not a curated record.
AUGGAAAACUUCCCUGCCAGUGCUCUUAUUCUAAAGUUAUUACUGCCCGGCUCUGCUCUGGCGGCGGGAGCUGCGCUACCGGGCGCUCGCCGGGCUUGGGCGCCCUGCCUCCCCCGGGGGGAGUACUUGCUGAGGCGCUUGCAGUGGGCCGCAUGCCGGUGUCCAUCUCAUUCCCACACAUACUCCCAAGUUCCUGAACAUGCUGUUUUGGAGACUACAGAUUAUGCAUUUGAGAUGGCUAUUUCAAACAUCAGAUACGGAGAAGGAGUUACUAAAGAAAUCGGCAUGGACCUGCAGAAUAUGGGUGCUAGAAAAGUCUGUGUGAUGACAGAUAAGAAUCUUUGCAAGCUCCCUCCAGCAAAAAUGGUAUUGAAUUCCCUUGCAAAAAAUGGUAUAAACUUUCAAAUGUACGAUAAUGUCAGGGUGGAGCCGACUGAUCAGAGUUUCAUAGAUGCUAUCUCAUUUGCUAAGAAGGGAGGGUUUGAUGCUUACGUCGCUGUCGGUGGAGGUUCUUCAAUAGACACUUGUAAAGCAGCCAACCUGUAUGCAUCCAGCCCUGAAUCAGAGUUCCUGGAUUAUGUCAAUGCUCCCAUUGGAAAAGGGAAGGCUGUUACAGUGCCCCUUAAGCCACUCAUUGCAGUUCCUACAACAGCUGGAACUGGAAGUGAAACCACUGGUGUUGCCAUUUUUGACUACAAAGACCUAAAAGUAAAAACUGGCAUUGCUUCAAGAGCCCUUAAGCCCAUUUUGGGUAUGAUUGAUCCUCUGCACACUUUGUCUAUGCCAGAGAGAGUAGUGGCCAAUACUGGCUUUGAUGUGCUUUGCCAUGCCUUAGAAUCAUAUACUGCUCUUCCUUAUAAGAUGCGCAGUCCUUGCCCUUCAAAUCCAAUCAACCGGCCGGCUUACCAGGGAAGCAAUCCGAUCAGUGAUGUCUGGGCUCUCCACGCGCUGCGUAUUGUGGCAAAAUAUUUGAAAAGAGCUAUCAGAGACUCUGAAGACCAUGAAGCAAGGGCUAACAUGCACUUAGCAAGUGGUUUUGCUGGUAUUGGUUUUGGAAAUGCAGGUGUUCAUCUUUGCCAUGGAAUGUCUUACCCUAUUUCUGGCUUGGUGAAGAAUUACAAAGCAAAGGAUUAUAACGUGGAUCAUUCUCUAGUGCCGCAUGGACUUUCGGUGGUGCUCACAUCCCCAGCAGUGUUUGCUUUCACGGCGCAAAUGCACCCUGAGCGGCACUUGGAGGCUGCAGAGAUACUAGGAGCUGACAUCCGUACUGCCAGAAUCAAAGAUGCAGGGCUUGUUUUGGCAGGCACACUCCGGAAAUUCUUGUUUGAUCUGAAUGUUGAUGAUGGCUUAACUGCACUUGGUUACUCUAAAGCUGAUAUUCCUGCACUAGUCAAAGGCACUCUGCCUCAGCUACCUAUGAUUUUUAUGCCCUGUGAUAUCAAGGAAAAAUUUUGGCAGGCUGAAAAACAAGUCACUUCCUUUAACUGCACCCUGUAACUCAUCUAUUUCUCCUCACCCAUAAAUUUCAAAGCUCAUUACAAAUGAAGGAAAGAGUGACUAAAUUAUCACCACGACCCCAGACUGAAGAAGACUUAGCUGCUCUCUUUGAGGCUUCUAUGAAAAUUUAUUAGCUUCAAUAUUUUAUAAGUGUGUUCUUUAAUGGCAAAUAUAGAGGUAACUUUUUGUAGACAUGGGAGUUGUACUGGCUCUGAUAAUGACAGAAGUUGGACCCUGUCUGUUUAUGUGUAUCACUUGCUGCCAAAAGGUCGAGUAAUUUACAUUCAGCUCAGAUCUGUCUUGUGAUUUAGUAGCUCACCGUGUAUUUUUAGCUCAGUAAUCAAUGGGCACCUAUACAUGUGCUAGACAUCUGCUCUGAGGCAUGCUAAUUAGCACAUGGAGCAGACUUGAUUGAGUCUGCUGGAGCGUGCUAAUUAUCACGCUCCAACAGCCUCCACGUCAUGUGUAUUCAGCGUCCCUAUGCUUCAAAAUGGCAGCGGUGGAGGCCUUUAACUAAAGCUCAUUUGACAAGCCUUAGUUAAAGUUCCCCACUGCCAUUUUGAAGCACAGAACGCUGAACACACAUGACAAUGCAAAUGCUUUAAUUAGAGUGGCUCUCAAAGCCACUCUAAUUAAAAGCCCCCUCCCACACACACACACUGGAGCAUGUGUAAAGACGCUGAAUGGUAUUACUCAUACAAAAGUGUAGUAUCAUCUUUUAUCUUGCUCUUGUUCAGAGUUGCUGGAAAAUACAGAAUUAUUUUUCAUAGAAAAUUUUUACUUUUGCAUGUUAAAAAGCUGCUUGAAAUUUUUUAACCAACAAAUAUUCCCUAAUAAAAAAAAUCGCAACCUGCUCUGUUCAGGAAUUUAAUUUUGUUAUUAUUAUUUGAUGCUGAGAUAAAGAUGGAUAAUACAAUGACUACAGAAUAGUUCUUUUUAAAAGAUUGAAAGAAGGAUUCACAGAAGUUUUGUUUCAUGGUAUCUAUUUUUAACAUGGAUUGCUGGGUAUUUUUGUCUUUUUCAUAUAGUAGUUAUAUACCUAGGAAUGACUUUGCAUGUUCAGGGCAGGUAGUUAGCUGGUUGGCUGUUACAUGAGAAAGGGAAGUGAGGAGGGAAAAAUGAAACAAAACUUUCACAAGAAAAAAUCUUACACUUUUCUGUGUUUUUUCCCCUCAUGAAACCCUUCAGGGUAUUGAGCUUUGCCAUCUGCAUAGCACAGGUUAAAUAGAACAGCAGUAUGAUAUGGAGGUAGCAAAAAACAAGAAAAUGUUUUAAAAAAACACUUGAAGUUGUAUUUGUUUCUGUAUCGUGGAAGUGAGCAAGAAGUGUUUUUAAAGGUGGGGGUUUUAAAACAAUUUCAAUGUACUAGUUACUAGUAUUAGCUGCAUACAUAGUGUUCAUACUUUAUUCAUUUUUUUUAAGUCGAUUUUGUGUUAAAUUCUUUCCAGGCAUGAUUACCACAGCACAAGGGUCAAUGUAGGAAAAGCCUUAAAAACUCCUUGACGUGUUGAUUCCCUGUUUUGAAGUCACCCCAAAUAUCACACUCCCAGUGGCAUAGAUGAAGUUUUGUACUUUAAAAGCUGAACUGAUCUUGUUGCUCCGUAAGACUGGUGCCCACUCACUCCAUGUUAGGACCGUCCCACCCCCACCCCCAUUAUGGAAAUAUAUGGAAUGUUGGCUUUAAGUCCAUUUAGUACCUGAUCAAAGAUGGAGCAUGACUGUAGACUAUAGGCCCUCUAUUUACCCAUAGAAUAUGCACAGCCUGGAGACAGCUAGACAAAAUGCCUCAGCCUGCUGUUAGAAGCUAAUUCAUUUUCCUUGUCCCUUAAUUUACUUUACUUCCUAAUUUUAUGCUGAAUUGCUGACAAAAGUAUUGGCCGUGAAGAAGGGUUUCAUGAUGUGAGUGUUUCAUUGUGCCUCAGCAGCACAAAGCCACCCAGCUCAUAACCUUCUCAUUAGAUGUUUGUGUGGAAUUAAUUUGGUUUUUCUCAGUAAAGUUUCAUAUUUUUGACCCUGAUUUUUCUGUGUGGUCUUCUCAGUACUCUGCAGUAGUAUCUAUGUCUGUGGGUAUCUCAUUGUAAACAACCAUUUAGGUUUUGUAGAGGAUGUAGUUCCUUCAUGUACUAAAAAGCAGGUAGAGAUAGUUAGCCAUGUUAGUCUGAGGUUAGGCAGCAGGUAGAUAGUUAACUUACAUUAUUGUUCCCAAGCAGUUGAUGGGUGGAGAGGAAGACAGGGUUUUCCUCUCUCAUGCAGUUUUUAUUUACCACUUGUAUAUGAGUAAUUAAUAAAGAAGAUUCACUACUUAUAAAUACUUUGCUACUUGCUGGUACAGGGGGAGUUAAGAUCAUGCGCAGGCAAAAAGGUGUAAUGAGAUCUGAUGCUGAAUCCCACAAUCACACCUCCUGCCAUGCCUGUGUGUGGCAUGUCAGGAAGCACGAUUGUGAGGAUCCCACAUCAGAUCCCAUCCUGCCUUCAUUUACAUGGGGGCCUUGGAGCAGAACUGAGAGGUUGUAUUAAGCCUCAUGACACCCUCUGAUGUGCAUGCCCAGUUUGUACACUAAGAUUUGUGCAUGCAUGCAUGCAUGGUUACAAUUUACAAACAUGAAUUUGUUGUAGGAUGCACUCAAAAUCUGAGCUGCUUUUUCUGCUUCUGACUUUUAUUAAUACUUCACAGACUAAAUCCUUUAUAAUGUGUCUUAAAGCUUGCAAGUGGCUUUGUGUUACAGCAGUAUCCAAAUAAAUUAUGUUUUAUUUCCUACAAAUAUAAGCUAAUGAAAAUGUUUGAAACUUGUUUAAUUUGGUUGUGUUUUUCUGAACUAUUAAAUUAAAACUUGAUAAUGUAACUGUGAAUCAUUCAGAGAAAAUUAGCUUUCAUUAGCUUCACUGGGAAGCAUGAUUAUGCCUGGAUAAAUUGUUUGUUCAGUGAGCUUAUAGUAUGCUUAACAAACCAUUGUAUCAUGAAUAAUAGUCAAAAAGAAUGUCAAAGUAGUUCCAAAAUAAAUAGCAAACUAACUACUAUGCUUUGUCUAAACACUUUAACAAACUGCACUACACUGAGUUUCUGAUGUUCAGCGUAUACUGUUUGAAGUUGUAUUAAAAACUCUUAUUAAAAACCAGAAAAUUUUGAACAUGAUGCUGUUAACAGUAGAACUCAACUAAAUUUCCACUUCUGUGGAAUCAAAGACAUUUUCUGAAUAAUUAACCUAUAAAUCAGGGGUAUGUUAAGGAUCUUUCUUUUAAGAAUUAAUGUUUAGUGGGUCCACACAGUAAGAUUUAGAUAGGUUUUAGACAAGUGCUUACACGACAUAAGAACUGCCAAUGUACUUGGUCAAACCAUAGGUCCAUUUUGCCCAGUGUUCUGUCACACAGUGGCAGAGCGUAGAUGCUAAAAGGGAAAGUGUAUGGAAAAGUGUAUGAAAGGGUAUGACCAGGAUUUUUCCACUGUGCCUCUCUCACUUGCAGCCUCUAACAUUUAAGGUUCAGGAAGUUCUGAUUCAGAGGCUGUACCCCUAACUCCCAUGCUGACUAGCUACUGAUGCUUCUUUCCUCCAAGAAUUUGUCUAAUUCCUUUUGAAUCUGGCUAAACUGUCACAUCUUUGACAAUGAGCUCCACAUUUUAAUGUGUAAAAAAACCCCCUCCUUUUGUUAGUUUUAAAUUUACUACCUACUAGUUUAAUUUUGUGACCCUCGUUCUUGUACAAUGAGAUAGUAAAUAGGGAUUUAUAAUUUACUUUCUAUUCACUAUUUAGUAUUUUAUAAACCCUUAUCAUGUCCCACCUCAAGCGUCUCUCUUCUCAACUGAAUAGGCCUAACCUCUUUAGUCUCUCCUCCUUCAUACUACUAAUCAUCAGGGAUCCAGAUUUUCCAUUUCCUGUGGAAAAAGCAGAGAAGAAUGCGGAUUUCCACCUUUACUUAAGGAAAAUGUGGAUUUCUCAUUUUAAUGGAGAAAGCCCCAUGGAUUUUGCACUUUUACAAAGAGCUCUCUGCAGGCUGGCAGAGUUUCAGUUUGCAAGGGGCUGGGGGGAGCUGGAGGAGGGCCGUUAGGCAAGGGGUGCUGAGGCUGCUGCCCAGCUGGGAGGUGCUUGGGGCCCGGGGCUGAAAUUUGCGGCCACAGGGCCCCAGUGAGGAAUGAGACAGGGCCAAAGGUGGCUCAUCUGGGGGGCAGGGGAGUGGGGCUGACUCCCCACUACUGCACGCACUACCAGGGGGGGCAAGGGAGAUUCUUGCCCCCCAGAUCUGAAUGCAGGGCAGGGGCAAACAUAGGCUUCCCGUCAUGCUGCCCUCUCCCAGGGCCUCCACAACCCAGCUGGUGUGACCCAGCAUUG